GCCUGCUCACGACUGCCCGUGCUGCUGCUGCUUCUGACAUCCGCGCAAAACGGACCAUCAAAACUAUUCUCAUUCGAUUCUCUCGCGGGUUGGUUAGUUCAUCUUCCAGCUGAGAAGGCUGAAGAUUUCCGAUUCAUCCGUACCGUUCCGCCUGCACCGAACAACAUACCGACGCAUCCGCUGACCUCUGUGCUGUUUGAGUUUUCCAACCUAAAGAAAGUGCCGCAACGAUGGUGCAGUAUUCCCGUCUGCUGAGCGUUCAGGCUCGCAAGGUUGCCCGGUACGCCGUCGAUGUGCAGGAGCGCCAGUUCCAUGCGUCGUGUGCCGCCGCCUCGAAGGUCGCGCUGUCCAAGUUCGACCAGAAUGUGUACCUGCCGUACGAGAAGCUGCAGAAGAACCUGGAGGUGGUGAAGAAGCGCCUGGGCCGCCCGCUGACGCUCAGCGAGAAGGUGCUGUACUCGCAUCUGGACGAUCCGGCCAACCAGGACAUUGAGCGGGGCGUGUCGUACCUGCGCCUGCGGCCCGAUCGUGUCGCGAUGCAGGACGCCACCGCCCAGAUGGCCAUGCUGCAGUUCAUCUCGUCCGGGCUGAAGCGGGUCGCCGUGCCGUCCACCAUCCACUGCGAUCACUUGAUUGAGGCGCAGAUCGGUGGCGAGAAGGAUUUGGCCCGCGCCAAGGACAUUAACGCGGAGGUGUACAAGUUCCUGUCGACGGCGGGUGCGAAGUACGGCGUCGGCUUCUGGAAGCCCGGCUCCGGCAUCAUCCAUCAGAUUAUUCUGGAGAACUACGCGUUCCCGGGUCUGCUGAUGAUCGGUACCGACUCGCACACGCCGAACGGCGGAGGGCUCGGUGGCCUGUGCAUCGGUGUGGGCGGUGCCGAUGCCGUCGACGUGAUGGCCAACAUCCCGUGGGAGCUCAAGUGCCCGAACGUGAUCGGUGUGAAGCUGACGGGCAAGAUUAGCGGCUGGACCUCGCCGAAGGACGUCAUCCUGAAGGUGGCCGACAUUCUGACGGUGAAGGGCGGCACCGGCGCGAUCGUGGAGUACAUGGGCAACGGGGUGGACUCGAUCUCGUGCACGGGCAUGGCGACGAUCUGCAACAUGGGCGCGGAAAUCGGUGCCACCACGUCGAUCUUCCCCUUCAACAAGCGUAUGGCCGACUAUCUGGCCUCGACUGGCCGGUCGGCGAUCGCGGCCGAGGCGGGCAAGUACCAGGGCAGCGUGCUGACCGCGGACUCGGGCGCCAAGUACGACCAGGUGAUUGAGAUCAACCUGGACACGCUGGAACCGCACAUCAACGGACCGUUCACGCCUGAUCUGGCCCACCCGAUCAGCAAGCUGGGUGCGAACGCGAAGAAGAACGGAUACCCGAUGGACAUUCGCGUCGGUUUGAUCGGUUCGUGCACGAACUCGUCGUACGAGGACAUGGGCCGCUGCGCUUCCAUCGCCAAGAACGCCAUGAAGCACGGUCUGAAGUCGAAGAUUCCGUUCAACGUGACGCCCGGAUCGGAGCAGAUCCGUGCCACGAUCGAGCGCGACGGCAUUGCGAAGACGUUCAAGGAGUUCGGCGGCACCGUGCUGGCCAACGCUUGCGGACCCUGCAUCGGCCAGUGGGACCGUAAGGACGUGAAGAAGGGCGAGAAGAACACGAUCGUCACGUCGUACAACCGUAACUUCACCGGUCGUAACGAUGCCAACCCGGCCACGCACUGCUUCGUCACGAGCCCCGAACUGGUGACGGCUCUGUCGAUUGCUGGCACCCUGAACUUUAACCCGCUGACCGACGAACUGACCGGUGCCGAUGGCAAGAAGUUCAAGCUGGACUCGCCGUACGGCGAUGAGCUGCCCCAGAAGGGAUUCGACCCCGGCAUGGACACCUACGAAGCGCCCCCGUCGGACGGCACCAGCGUGAAGGUCGAUGUGGAUCCUAAGAGCCAGCGUUUGCAGCUGCUGGAGCCUUUCGACGUGUGGAACGGCAAGGAUCUCACCGAAAUGACCGUCCUGAUCAAGGUUAAGGGCAAGUGCACCACCGAUCACAUCUCGGCUGCCGGCCCGUGGCUGAAGUACCGUGGCCAUUUGGACAACAUCUCGAACAACAUGUUCAUUGGUGCCACCAACAUCGAAAACAACGAAAUGAACAAGAUCAAGAACCAGGUGACGGGCGAAUGGGCCGGAGUACCGGAUGUUGCCCGCUUCUACAAGUCGAAGGGCAUCAACUGGGUCGCUGUCGGCGAUGAGAACUACGGCGAGGGCUCGUCCCGCGAACAUGCCGCCCUGGAACCGCGUCAUCUGGGCGCCCGUGCCAUCAUCACCAAGUCGUUCGCCCGUAUCCACGAAACGAACCUCAAGAAGCAGGGUCUGCUGCCGCUGACCUUCGCUAACCCCGCCGAUUACGAUAAGGUUCAACCGACCUCGAAGAUCUCGAUCCUGGGUCUGAACAACUUUGCCCCGGGCAAGCAGCUGGACUGCGAGAUCAAGACCGACGGUAAGGUGCAUAAGAUUAAGUUGAACCACUCGUUCAACCAGCAGCAGAUCGAAUGGUUCAAGGCUGGCAGCGCCCUGAACCGCAUGAAGCAGAUUGCGGCCAACAAGUAAGGCGUGGUGCAAUAUGGUACUUUCCCCGACCUCCCCCCAAGUACACCCUCUCCGCCAGUCCAGUCAUCUUCCUCGUUACGACCGACACCAUCAACACAAGACAUCCGCCCACCAAUCUAGGGACGGUGGCAAGCGGUUAACCAGGCCGCGACAGCUAUUGUUUGGUUCCACAGUGAGUCCACGCGAACCCCGGCUAACCGCCGGUUCGUGUCUCGCACUGGCGGAGACCAUUUUUGUGUGUGUGAUUGUUUACGAAUCGAUUAAAAGCCUGUUGUUUGGUCGCGCGCAGCUUCGGUUUGCCAGCAUUGUAAAUAGAGCAUAAUGAUGAUCCCGACCCGAGGCGUUAAUGCAGACACACCCGAUAGUCAUACGCGAUCCCAAGUGAUCCCCUCCCUGUAUCUGCUACUUAUCUUCAAAAUCCUACGAUUGCUCCGUCAAUUGAUUGGUAGAGAUAAUGUUUACCUAAAAAAAAAACAAGAUGUUUAGACAAAAACGAAAACGCGACAAAUUACCUAAGAUACUGGAUGAUGGUUUGUCCAUACUUCAGAACCAACAAUGAAUGCAAACUUAACAUUUAGCUGCAUCGUGAAGUGAGCGUGUGUGUGUGAUGCACUGACACGUGCGAACGUUAUUAGCAUGUAUCUCUCUCUCAAAUCGAAGCCUCCCCCGCUGCGGAGGAGGAAUAAACUUCACUUCCCUGUUUUAAUCAGCUUUCGUUUACUUAACGUUUGCGCAAACGGAUUGAGCGGCAGCUCUAUUUCUCGAUCGUGUCAUUUUUCUUUUGAUUUUACUUCCAAGAUUCUCUAGACAAUAAUAAUGAAAGCAUGCAGUUUUUCGAGUAAAUAAAAGCGAUUAUAAUCAAGUGAA
Messenger RNA from Anopheles merus, 3461 nucleotides. RefSeq names its product probable aconitate hydratase, mitochondrial. The coding region runs from base 231 to 2594 and encodes 787 amino acids. The record is from RefSeq and is a predicted model, not a curated record. Gene Ontology annotation, biological process: tricarboxylic acid cycle. Gene Ontology annotation, molecular function: 4 iron, 4 sulfur cluster binding; aconitate hydratase activity. NCBI's taxonomy places the organism in Eukaryota, Metazoa, Arthropoda, Insecta, Diptera, Culicidae. Gene Ontology annotation, cellular component: cytosol; mitochondrion. The transcript has 7 exons.